AAUCGUUGCAUCAACAAACUCCCAAUGAAAGAAGGAAUUUAUAAUGAACUUGCAAAUAAUGAUGAAUUUUACAAAAGAGAAGAGUUUCUCAAUAAAGUAUUUUUAAGUCUGAAAAGAGAAUUGAAAAUUGAAAUUGGAAACAGUUGGUUAGAUGAUGAUGCAAAAGAAGAAGCUGAGAAUGUGGUAGAUGAAUUAAAACUGAGUUUUACACGAAUUGAUUUUCCUGUAUGGAAAAAUGAUAUAGAAACAUCACCGUACAAUUUCAAAAUCACUCUAGUUGCAUUCAAAAAUUUUUUGAAUUUUAAAAAAGCUAAAGCUGAGUACAGAAUGCUCAUCAGUUUUCAAUAUGCAUUAAUGUCAUUAUAUGAUCUUGUUAGUGCAUUAAAUGCUUCAACGAAUAACAGAAAAAAAAGAAAUAUUGAAAUUGAAGCAUCUUUCAAUCGACUUACAAAAUCAAUAGAAAUAACGCCAGGAUUACUACUACCACCGUUCUUCCAUCCAGAGGCACCAAUGGCCUAUAAUUUUGGAAGAUUGGCAUUUAUAAUCGGUCAUGAAAUCUCUCAUACGUUUGAUUUCGAAAAUAUGAAACUUCAUACAGGAUCUUUAUUUUCAAUUAAUAAUGAGAUUAAUUCUAUAUAUUCAGCCAAAAAAUAUUGUUUAGAGAGACAAUUUAAUAAUCUUAAUAUAGACGGUGUGACAACUUUAGAUGAAAAUGUUGCUGAUACACAAGGAUUAAAAUUGGCAUUUAGAGCUAUGAGACGAUUGUUCCAUGAAAAUCCAGAUGAAAGAAAUAAAGUGCUACCACAAUUUCAAGAAUUUGAUGCAAAUCAAUUGUUCUUUUUAUCUUUUGCAAAUCAAUAUUGUGAAAAUCGUAAUGAAGAAUUUUUGGAUUCAAUUCAUGCGCCAUAUGAUAUUAGAACCAUUGGAACCAUAAUGAAUAGUCAUGAAUUUGCAGAAGCAUUUCAAUGUGAAAAAGGUCAAUUUAUGAAUCCAAAAGAAAAAUGUGAUUUGUGGACCAAUCCUAAUUUAUAAACUACAAAUUAGAAAUAAGAGAAAUAGAUUAAUUAUUAUCUCGACAAAAAAUUAUAUAUAAAUGUGCAAGUAAAUUAAUUUGUUAAUUAUAAAUCAAUUUCCAUAAUAUUCAAUCAUAGAUGAAAAGAAUAUUCUAUUAAUAUAAAGAUUAAUUUUUAAGUUAGCCUAAUAAUUAUUUUUAAAAAUUAAUUUAAUAUGGGAUAUAAAAAUUCAAAUAAAUUAUAUGUGAAGAAUAAUUUAGAAACUUUAAAAUUGUAAUUACAUGAUGAUUUAAUUCUUGUUUCUUGUAUUUCCAAAGAUGUUUUUAUUAAUAUAUAUAUAUGCAAUAAUGUACACUUAAUUUAUCUAAGAAUAUAUCUAGAUCUAAUUAAUAGACAUAACAGUAAUUAAUUCCCCACACAGUACAUGAGAUUUCCUAAAUGUUUCUGAAAUAUUUCAUUGAAAUUUUGAAAUAUUCCAAUGCGAAGUCCUUGAAAUAUUAUGCUGAAAUUAGGGAAAUGUCCGCCUAUAAGAAAUAUUGCCGUGUAAUUUUGCUGAAAUAUUUCAUUAAAAUAUUUAUAGAAAAAUUCCAAUUUAAAUGAUGCGCACUGGUCGAUCUCAGUUUCUAUGGCCUGUACAGCUGCGCAGUAGUUUUUAAUUUUCUAGGAUCCUAAGAAAAUAAAGAUAAGAAAAUAACGAUUGAUUACAUAUUUUAAAAAAGUUUCUAACUUUCUUUGAAAUAUUUCCUGAAUAUUGCAGAAUCUUCAUGUGUAAUAUUGCAGGAGUCUUAAAGUGUAAUAUUUCAGCAAAAUUGUACGGCAAUAUUUCUUAUAGGCAGACAUUUUCCUAUUUUCAUAAACAUUUCAUGAACCUUGCAUUGAAAUAUUUCAAAUCUUUCAAUGAAAUAUUCAUGAAAUGUUUAGGAAAUAUAAUAUGCUGUGUGGGAUCUAGUACAUAAUUUCUACAUAUAGAAAUUUAAAUUCUGUAUGUGGUAUUAUAAGCAAAAUAAAAAUUGAUACAGAC
This is a messenger RNA of Leptopilina boulardi, 2034 nucleotides long. RefSeq names its product neprilysin-4-like. Gene Ontology annotation, molecular function: metalloendopeptidase activity. The coding region runs from base 25 to 1032 and encodes 335 amino acids. The record is from RefSeq and is a predicted model, not a curated record. Gene Ontology annotation, cellular component: plasma membrane. The transcript is spliced from 8 exons. NCBI's taxonomy places the organism in Eukaryota, Metazoa, Arthropoda, Insecta, Hymenoptera, Figitidae. Gene Ontology annotation, biological process: protein processing.